Molecule: messenger RNA, 768 nt
Organism: Populus euphratica (Euphrates poplar)
Lineage: Eukaryota; Viridiplantae; Streptophyta; Magnoliopsida; Malpighiales; Salicaceae
Product: chemocyanin-like
Exons: 2
Coding region: 98-712 (204 amino acids)
Cellular component (GO): plasma membrane
Molecular function (GO): electron transfer activity
Source: RefSeq, a predicted model, not a curated record
UAUCUCCCACCACCUUCAGACAUCUUCCUCUCUACCUCCUCCAAAUUCCUCACUGCUCUGUAACGGUACCUGGAGCACAAACCUUCCAUCUCCCUCAAUGGCUCUGCAAAGACAUCCUUGCAUUGCAAUACUGUUUGCACAAGCCAUUAUUGCAACAUUUGAUGCCACUUCUGGUUUAAGGUACACAGUGGGAGGCUCUGUCUGGUCCAUCCCACCGCAUCCUGAUUUUUACUACAACUGGUCCUCCUCUCAUACUUUCUAUAUCGGUGAUGUCUUAGUUUUUGACUUUGAAUACGAGUUCUUCAAUGCGAUACAAGUGCCAAGGCUAGACUACGAGAGCUGCACUGCUCUUAAUCCAAUGAGGAUCCUUACAAGAAGUCCAGCAGUGGCAAUAUUAAUUCAUGAAGGUGUAAAUUACUACAUUUGCAACAUCUCGAAUUACUGUGAUCUAGGCCUAAGAUUUUCGGUUGUGGUCCACAAGUUUUACUAUUCUACAGGGCAUUCACCAGUACCACCUCCAACCUUGAGUCCAUAUCCAGCACCUGGACCAUCUCAAGCUGGGUGGACUGAUGUAUCACAACCUUCUGUACCUAACAAUAGUCCAAUAGCUCCUAACGCUGGAAGAAGAAAGGGAUUGCGUGCUAAUUCUGGUGGAACGGUUGUUGGAUUGGCUUGUGCGUUAUGUUUAGGGACGUUGUUUGUGUUACUUUGAUUCUUUAGUGUCUCCUUCAUUUAAGCUAACAUCUUUUUAUAUAUUAAAAAGAUUGA